Messenger RNA from Drosophila obscura, 647 nucleotides. RefSeq names its product 39S ribosomal protein L14, mitochondrial (gene mRpL14). The coding region runs from base 6 to 587 and encodes 193 amino acids. The transcript has a single exon. The record is from RefSeq and is a predicted model, not a curated record. Gene Ontology annotation, molecular function: structural constituent of ribosome. Gene Ontology annotation, biological process: translation. NCBI's taxonomy places the organism in Eukaryota, Metazoa, Arthropoda, Insecta, Diptera, Drosophilidae. Gene Ontology annotation, cellular component: ribosome; mitochondrion.
CAUUGAUGUAUCAACAUCCCUACAGCCAAUUGUAUAAUAUAAUUCGGAUUUAUUUAAAAACAGAAAAAGAGCGAACGGACAACGACACCAGAAUGACACUACAAAUCUUGAGGCGUCUGACCAACACGCUGCCAGUGGCGACAAUCACGGCUAGUACCAGUGCCACCACCUGCCAGCAGCAAUUGCUUCACACAACGCCGGCCUGCUGUGAGAUCCGGAAGCUGGCCCGACUCCGGGUGGUGGACAACAGUGAACUGGGCAAGCGUGCAAUGGCGGAGGGUCGCCCGCCGCGCUGCAUCCAUGUGUACAAUAAGCGCGGCGUCGGUUACAUUGGUGACAAAGUGCUGGUGGCCAUCAAGGGCCAGAUGAAGAAGGGCAUACUGGUGGGUCUCAAGCAGAACCAGAAGCCCAAGCAGCCAAAAUUCGACAGCAAUAACCUAGUUCUGAUCGACGACAAUGGUACACCGCUGGGCACACGCAUCCAUGUACCGAUACCCACCAUCUUGCGGACGAUACUCAAGGAGAAGACACUGGCCAAGGGUGCCGACUACACCAAGGUGCUGGCCAUCGCCAGUCGCUAUGUUUAGUCCUUAUUGUUGUCCCCGUCCCCAGACUGUGAAAUGAAUAAACAGCUUUGUUAUAGUAUA